CUCAGCCCUCCACACAAUUACCCAUUCCUUGUGUGUCUGUCUGUCUUCUCUUCUUCUUCUUCUUCCUUAGUGGCCUGCCUUUCAUGGUCGAUCAUAGCCCACCAAGUGGCUGUGCAGCAUGCUUUGACAUUGAUACUCUCUAUAGACAGAGCUUUUGAAUCUUUCUCUAUGGUUGGCUUUGGUUGAAGAUGAUGGCUGCCUACUGCCUAGCUAGCUUUUCUCCUCCCCCAUAUUAACGACCUUAAACAACCCUUAGAUAGCCUCUCUAAGCUCAUUCCUAAAUGACAUGGAGAUAUAUGUUUACUACAUAUUUGAUCCGAUUAAUUUAAGUCGUUACCUAUAAGUAGGCAAACCUAAUAAUUUGUUAAUUGUUUACGGACCGUGCCAAAAUUUAUGAGAUGAUGUAGCUAGAUUUUUUUUUUCUUUUUUGGUCUGUGUGACCAAUUAUCUAAAGUUGUGAGACUUGAGAUGAUUUUUAAUUUUAUUUGUACAAAAAAGACUCUGUGUGGGAGGGUAUUAUGGUUUAUCUCUGCAAAAUUGGACAUUAGUGUGGAUUAUCCUAUCAUUACAGGGUCAUAGAAGUAAACAUUGAGAUUAAAUUACUACUUGUUUUAAUUUCUACAUGUGUGAUUGUGGCAUUUUUUUUUUUUACUUUCUCGAUAUUAGUAUUAGCUAGAAUUUAUCAGACCAACUCUUUAUGUUAACUAUAUCGAUAUGGGUUUCUAGAUAUAUUUAUAUUAACUAUAUCGAACCAACUCUUUGUUGUGGUAUGGAUCUCUUUUCCUAAAAUGAUAAAUAAGAUAUUAAUAAUUAAUGUGUUGGGCAAACUAAUGGGUUAUAAUGUUACAUAAAUCUGUCCUUAUCUUCAUCUGUCAUUCCAUUCUUUUGCCUAAUUGCUUUCUGUACAAAGUCCGGCUGAGUUCUUUAGCAAGAAAGAAUAAUCAUCCAUAGAGUAGACAGUUUCUUCAGAAUUUUUAUACAGAAUGACAUGAUAUGAUAUGAUUUGAUUUGUUAAUGAUGAUACAUUAAGAAAGUAAUCCCCAUUUUUCUGACAUUUUUGAAAUCCUAUCUUACAUAUAAAGGAGUUCUUGCUUCACAUUUCACAAGGGAGCUGCAGCAUGGAUCAAGAGCAGGAGCUUGACAUUGAGGAGAAGAGGAGGAAGGAGAGGACUCAAUGGGUUCUGAAUUCUCCUGACCCUCCUGGCAUGUUUCACGAGCUUAUUGGGUCAGCAAAGCAUGCUUUUACUCCUCGCAUAGUGAAGCUUUCUUCAUCAUCCAGGAAGCAGCAUCGAUCCACGGUUGUACUCUCACUCUUGCAGGGUCUAUUUCCAAUCCUUAGCUGGGCAAGGAGUUACAAUCCGUCAAAAUUCAAGGAUGACUUACUGGCAGGCCUAACUCUGGCUAGUCUCAGCAUUCCCCAGAGUAUUGGAUAUGCUAGUUUGGCGAAGCUGGAUCCUCAGUAUGGCUUGUACACGAGCGUCGUGCCCCCUCUGAUCUAUGCUCUAAUGGGAAGCUCGAGAGAGAUAGCGAUUGGACCGGUAGCUGUGGUUUCAUUGCUGCUUUCUGCAAUGCUUCAGAAAACACAGAAUCCUCUGACCAAUCCCAUUGCCUACACGAAGCUUGCCUUCACUGUAACUUUCUUUGCUGGAACCUUCCAACUUGCUUUUGGCUUAUUCAGGUUGGGAUUUCUUGUGGAUUUUCUGUCACAUGCUGCCAUUGUUGGAUUCAUGGGAGGUGCAGCCAUUGUAAUUGGGCUCCAACAGCUCAAGGGGCUGCUUGGGAUUAGUAAUUUCACCACAAACACCGAUGUCGUCUCCGUUCUGGAGGCUGUUUUCAGAGCCCUUCACCAUCCUUGGUAUCCUCUCAACUUUGUCCUUGGCUGCUCAUUCCUUACCUUCAUCUUAAUUGCCAGAUUCAUUGGCAGAAGGAACCGAAAGCUUUUCUGGGUGCCGGCCAUUGCUCCUCUUGUCUCUGUCAUUUUGUCGACUCUGAUCGUCUACCUGACAAAAGCCGAUAAGCAUGGAGUUAAGAUUGUGAAACACUUCAAGGGGGGCUUGAAUCCGAGCUCGGCUGAUCAGUUGCAGCUCAGAAGCCCUCAAGUUGGACACGCGGCGAAAAUUGGACUAAUUUGUGCCAUUGUUGCUCUUACUGAAGCUAUUGCUGUUGGUAGAUCCUUUGCUUCCAUUAAAGGGUAUCAUAUUGAUGGGAACAAGGAAAUGGUUGCCAUGGGCUUCAUGAACAUUGCAGGCUCUUUGACAUCCUGCUAUGUUGCCACCGGUUCUUUCUCGAGAACUGCUGUGAACUUCAGCGCAGGCUGCCAAACCCCGGUGUCGAACGUAGUCAUGGCCAUUACAGUGCUUCUAUCCCUGGAAUUGUUAACUAGGCUCUUGUAUUUCACUCCCAUUGCCAUCCUCGCCUCCAUCAUCCUCUCUGCUCUCCCCGGAUUGAUCGACAUCAAUGAGGCUUACAACAUCUGGAAGGUCGACAAACUUGACUUCCUCGCCUGCAUCGGGGCCUUCUUUGGAGUCUUGUUUGCAUCAGUGGAGAUCGGUCUUCUGGCUGCGGUGACGAUCUCGUUCGCUAAGAUAAUACUGAACUCCAUUCGACCAGGGACCGAGGUGCUGGGGAGAAUUCCAGAAACAGACAUUUUCUGUGACAUCAAACAGUACCCUAUGGCCAUUACAACUCCAGGCAUCUUGAUCAUCCGGGUCAAUUCUGGCUUGCUUUGCUUUGCCAAUGCCAAUUUCAUCAGAGAAAGGAUAAUGGAAUGGGUGGUGGAAGAGGAUGGAGAUGAAGGAACUGCAAGGGGGAAGGUUCACAUAUUAGUCCUUGACAUGUCCAGCGUGACGAACAUCGAUACGACAGGGAUCUUGGCACUGGAAGAGCUGCAGAAGAAGAUGGUGGGAAGAGAAAUACAAUUGGCCAUUGCCAAUCCAAGGUCGCUGGUGAUUCAGAAGCUGAAAGCGGCCAAGUUCGUGGACAAAGUCGGUAAAGGGUGGGUUUUUCUCACGGUUUCUGAAGCUGUGGAUGCUUGCUUUGGCUCCAAAAUGGCGAUUUGAUGAGAAACAUAGGGUUUGAUGCAAGAAUGUGAACCCAAUCGAUGACGACAAUCAAAUGUUGUCGAGCUCUGCUAAUUAGUUAGUACUCUUUUUAUAUAUAUUAAAAGUUGUCCGGCACAUGUAAUGCGUGUGCAAUUAUAAUGUUCUUAUUUUUUAGAUAAAUAUUCAAUGCCUACACAUAUCGUCGUUAA
Messenger RNA from Diospyros lotus (date-plum), 3250 nucleotides. RefSeq names its product low affinity sulfate transporter 3. NCBI's taxonomy places the organism in Eukaryota, Viridiplantae, Streptophyta, Magnoliopsida, Ericales, Ebenaceae. The transcript is spliced from 12 exons. Gene Ontology annotation, molecular function: secondary active sulfate transmembrane transporter activity. Gene Ontology annotation, cellular component: membrane. The coding region runs from base 1119 to 3059 and encodes 646 amino acids. Gene Ontology annotation, biological process: transmembrane transport. The record is from RefSeq and is a predicted model, not a curated record.